Molecule: messenger RNA, 694 nt
Organism: Funneliformis geosporum
Lineage: Eukaryota; Fungi; Glomeromycota; Glomeromycetes; Glomerales; Glomeraceae
Source: the annotation of a GenBank genome assembly
GAAAGAUUUAACAAAUGUUCCAAGAGGUCUCGUAAGAAAGUUUGUAGAAAAACAUAAUGGUCACAAUGUAAUCACAAAAAUUUUAAUGUCGAAUAAUGGUAUAGCGGCUGUUAACGAGAUUAGAUCUAUUAGAAAAUGGGCUUAUGAAACAUUUGAUUUAAAGAUUAAUGCUGAAUAUAUUCGUAUGGCUGAUCAAUAUAUCGAAGUACCUGGUGGUUCUAAUAAUAAUCAUUAUGCUAACGUUUCAUUAUAUCGCCGAACGUACUGGUGGGAUAACCCUAAAUUACCCGAAUCAUUAGCGCGAAGUAAACAUAAGAUAGUUUUCAUUGGUCCUCCCGGUUCAGCGAUGCGUUCGUUAGGUGAUAAAAUAUCAUCUACGAUUGCUGCAAAUGUUCCUACGAUGGAUUGGAGUGGUAAUAAUGUCACACUGAUGAACAAGCAAAUUCCUAUCAUAAUCAAAUCUUCAGAGGGUGGAGGAGGAAAAGGAAUUAUAAAAGUGGAAAAUAAAGAUAAUUUUAAGCAAGCAUUUGCUCAAGUUCAAGGUGAAGUUCCUGGUUCACCGACUUUCAUCACGCGACUUGCUCCAGAUGCUCGUCAUCUCGAAGUUCAAGUUUUAGCGGUUCAAUACGGAAAUGCGAUCUCCUUAUUUGGAAGGGAUUAUUCGGUUCAAAGACGUCAUCAAAAGAUCAUUUAA